AUGCGCGGAGGUAAUAAAUCCGUGUCCUCGGGCGUCCGGCCCGUGAGCGGCGCGUACCUCGAUGGCGUUCCCUGCGAAGCCGACCCGCCCCGGGCUCUGACGGUUGAGGAAAUCCACAAUCUGACUGCCGAGUGGAGCGCCGCUGCGAAGCGCGCCGUCACCGAGGCUGGGUUCGAUGGUAUCGAGAUCCACGGCGCCAAUGGCUAUCUGCUCGAGCAGUUUCUGCAUGACAACAUUAACACGCGGACCGACGAGUAUGGCGGCAGCGUCGAGAACCGCUGCCGGUUCCCGCUCGAGGUGAUCCGGGCCGUCACCGAAGCUAUCGGCGCCGACCGCGUGGGCAUCCGGCUGAGUCCCUACAACUACUUCCAGGACACUCGCGACAGCGAUCCCAACACUCACUGGGCGUACUUGUGCCAGAAGAUUGCAGAACUGCCGGCAAAGAGUCGGCCCGCCUAUGUCCAUAUGGUCGAGCCCCGCUUCGAUGAGGUCCUGAGUGAGGAGCAGAAGCUCGCCUCACUCUCAUCGACCAGGGUCGAGAUCAAGAACAGCCUGACACCAUUCCGCAACAUCCUCAAGGCUGGCGGAGUCGCCUUCCUGGCCGCAGGCAACUUUGGGCGAGACAAUGCCGUCGCCAAGCUCGAGGGGGAUUGCCGCGCCGCGGACGCUAUCGUGUUUGGCCGGCAUUUCAUUGCCAACCCAGACUUUGUGGCGAGGCUGGAGAACGGCUGGCCGCUCAACAAGUACGACCGGUCGACUUUCUACGGCGCAAGCCCUCCCGAAAAAGGAUAUACUGAUUAUCCAACUUUUGCUAAAUAG
Molecule: messenger RNA, 819 nt
Organism: Microdochium trichocladiopsis
Lineage: Eukaryota; Fungi; Ascomycota; Sordariomycetes; Xylariales; Microdochiaceae
Exons: 3
Coding region: 1-819 (272 amino acids)
Molecular function (GO): FMN binding; NADPH dehydrogenase activity
Source: RefSeq, a predicted model, not a curated record